CUUUUUACUCUCUAAAGAUGCUCUAUCGUAGAUGUCGGCUUUAUCAGCUCUAGAACGAUGUAGUAUUUCCAGUUUUCUUGCCAUACUCGCUCAGUGGUGCUCACUGCUCAGCGGUGCUCGGUGCUCAGUGCAAUUGAGCUGUCAUUAUCGAAUGCAGUAAUAUUCGCCCACUGGCGCUUGUCGCGUGUGCAUUCAAUAACUAGACAAGAUUUUAACUGGAAUUGUUAUUUGUUUUUAAUUAUCAUUUUUUUUACGUUCCAAUGGACGCGCAGCUAGCGCUGCUGCUGCUGCUAUUGGCCAUGGUGUUAAUGGCUUCCGUUGCACAGCGCUUCCCGGAAAACCCAUGCGCCCAGCAUUUCCAGUAUGUGCAGAUUGGCAUUGGCGCUUUUCAAGGCGAGGUGACGCUUGGCCUACCGAAUGGUCUCAAUCGAAUCGAUGUGCGAUUCUCGCAGCGUGGCACUCACGAUCAAUCUGCUGUUGGCGCUCUGCUGCCGUAUCCCGAUGAGGCCAAAGUCCAGGCUAAUCCGGGAGCCGCCAAGUUUCGAGUUAGCCUCUGGCCGGAUGCGUCGGGUGUGCUGCCCAAGCUCACGAGAUUGCAACACAAUAAUCAGAUACUGUGCAGAGCCAGCGAGUAUAAUCCGCAGAGUUUCUUCAACCGUUUCUUCGAGCUUCCAAUCAAGGGAUCACCAUCGCCUCGUCGCCUGUCGCCCACGCCAGGCAUUCGCAAUUUUUCAGAGGGAUCGAGCGAUGUGCAGAUUAAGACAGUAGUUCUUGAUGGCGCAGAAGGAUCGAUAUCUCGUAUUCUAGGCGACCUGGUGAAUGAGCAGUCCACCGCAGCCGAUUGGUCGCCCAGGUCACCGGCAAUAGUUGGCAUAACUUCAUCAGUGCCUCGUCAGAUCUGGCCUACUCUACCAGCAGCAACAACUUCUCGAACUGCUGCUGUGCCUUGGGCACCAGUAGUGCCUGCACCGUCUUUCAUUCCAAAUCGCAUUCGUGGAAAUCCUCCCCCUGGGGUAGCUUGGCCUUCGUUUGUCUGUGGCCAGGAAGGCACGGGGGUGCCCUAUAUUCAACGUGGCAUGGAGUUUCCUCGUGGCCGAUAUCCCUGGCUGACAGCUGUGUAUCACAAAGAGUCCUUCUCGCUCGCCUUCAAGUGCGGUGGCUCGCUCAUCUCGACGAGCUUAGUCAUCACUGCGGCUCAUUGUGUCUACAAAAUAAGAGAGGAUCGCGUCUUGGUGGCCCUGGGGCGCUAUGACCUGGACAAUUACAGCGAGGACGGUGCCGAAGUGAGAGACGCCAGUCGCAUCGUGAUGCAUCCAGAGUAUUCCUCGCGCCUUCAGCUGCAGCCCGAUGCAGAUAUUGCGCUGAUCACAUUAGAUAGUCCAGUCAUCUUCAAUGACAUCAUCAGUCCCAUUUGCCUGUGGGAUCCAGCUGAGAGGGAUCCAGCCGAGCCCGAGAUCGGUUCCAUUGCCGGCUGGGGCACCGACGAGAACGGCAACUCAAUGACCCGCUUUCCGCGUGUCGUCACUGCGAGGAUAGCCACUGUGGGUGAAUGCGCACGCCGUUGGAAGGUGCAGAAGAUUCUGGAUCGCACGCUCUGCGCUGGCAAUCUGGACGGCUCCGGACCGUGUCUCGGCGAUUCCGGCGGAGGCCUGAUGAUCAAGCGCAACAACCGUUGGCUGCUCCGCGGAAUUGUCUCGCUGGGCGAACGCAGUACGAUUGGCAAUUGCAAUAACAACAACCAGUAUGUCCUCUAUUGCGAUCUUGCCAAGCAUAUGUCCUGGAUUAACCAACACAUACGCUAAUCUCUGUGUAUAUGUAUUAUGUAAAUUUAAUAAACUCAGUACGUAAAUAUAUGCUACAGCUGGUUAAAAGCGGAUGCUUUG
Messenger RNA from Drosophila arizonae, 1883 nucleotides. RefSeq names its product Serine-peptidase 212 (gene Sp212). Lineage: Eukaryota; Metazoa; Arthropoda; Insecta; Diptera; Drosophilidae. The record is from RefSeq and is a predicted model, not a curated record. Gene Ontology annotation, molecular function: serine-type endopeptidase activity. Gene Ontology annotation, biological process: proteolysis.